Messenger RNA from Vollenhovia emeryi, 3630 nucleotides. RefSeq names its product protein singed (gene singed). Lineage: Eukaryota; Metazoa; Arthropoda; Insecta; Hymenoptera; Formicidae. Gene Ontology annotation, cellular component: cytoplasm; actin cytoskeleton. The record is from RefSeq and is a predicted model, not a curated record. Bases 486 to 2057 code for a protein of 523 amino acids. Gene Ontology annotation, biological process: cell migration; actin filament bundle assembly; establishment or maintenance of cell polarity. The transcript has 8 exons. Gene Ontology annotation, molecular function: actin filament binding; protein-macromolecule adaptor activity.
GCGCGCGACGGGGCCCGCGGAGAGUAGCCUAGGAGCUGCGCGGCGGGUCUCGGCACUCUCGGCUCGGCUCAGUAGCGUGACGAGCGUUGGAACCGCGUGUGGCUUGAGCGUUGGCGCGCACACACACCUCUCGCGAGUGACGGCUCCUCUUCGCUCGCUCCUCCGCGACGUCCGUCGUUCUCCCUCUUCCUGGGUCGCCGCCGUCGUCGUCGUCGUCGUCUUCUCUCGUCUGUCUUCUCGCGGGACGAGACCGUAGGCGCGGCCGAGCCGAGUCGAGUCAAGUCAAGUCGAGUCGAGUCGUGCCGGGACCGAGACCGAGACCCCGUGUGUGCCAUCGAUACGCUCCAAGGAGCGGCAGGAGCCGACGUUCGAGAGAAGCGGAAGCGGACGAGAAAGAGGGAGAGAGAAAAGGAGACGUUGAGUGGCUGCUUGGGGGUACGUUUUGGUAGCGAGAGUAACCGAGUUCGUCCAGCUACGGCAAUACGAUGCAGAGCAACGGUUCGGAGAAUGUAGGAUCCGAGAAUGGAGUCGACAAAUCGGGAUGGACGGUUGGACUGAUCAACGGGAAGUUCAAGUAUCUAACGGCGGAGACGUUCGGUUUUAAAAUCAACGCUAACGGGUCGAGCCUGAAGAAGAAGCAACUGUGGAUUCUGGAGGGCAGCGAGCAUCAGGUUUUCCUUCGCUCGCACUUGGAUCGAUACCUGGCGGUCGACCAGUUUGGUAACGUGACGUGCGAGAGCGAGGACUCGUCGGAUCCAGGAUGCGCUUUUCAAAUACAACUCGCUUCCGACGGCAGCGGACGAUGGGCUCUGAAGAAUCUCCAGAGGGGCUACUUCUUAGGCUCGAGCCAAGAUGAAUUGAAGUGUACCGCUAAGGCCCCAGGCGAGGCGGAGUAUUGGCUGGUGCACCUCGCCGCCAGACCGCAGGUGAAUCUUCGGUCGGCUGGAAGAAAGCGGUUUGCACAUCUGAGCGCCACUCAGGACGAGAUCCACGUGGACGCGCCGGUGCCCUGGGGUGAGGACACCCUGUUUACCUUGGAAUUUCGCCCGGUGACGGGCGACGACGACAGCCACGGAAAUCAUUCUAAGCCCGAGGGCGGUCAUUAUGCGCUACACACUUGCAACAAUAAAUACCUCGCACGUGAUGGCAAACUUCUCGACUCUUGCACGCGAGACUGCCUGUACGCCGCGGAAUUCCACGCUGGUCUUCUCGCUCUUCGGGAUAUACACGGCGCGUACUUGGCACCGAUCGGAAGUAAGGCCGUUCUGAAAUCGAGAUCAACGACUGUCACGCGCGACGAGCUUUUCUCGUUGGAAGAAUCUCUGCCGCAAGCGUCCUUCGUCGCGGCGUUGAACCAGCGAUACGUCUCUGUGAAGCAAGGCGUCGACGUGACGGCCAAUCAGGACGAGAUUUCCGGCCACGAGACAUUCCAGUUAGAGUUCGACCGGGUGACGAAACGGUGGUACGUGCGAACGAUGCAGGACCGUUACUGGAGUCUGGAGGCCGGCGGCGGCAUACAGGCGUCGGAUCAUAAGCGCUCGUCCAAUGCGCUCUUCGACCUGGCGUGGCAGUCCGACGACGGCACGGUCGCGUUGCGCGCGAACAACGGCAAGUUCCUGGCCACCAAGCGAUCCGGCCAUCUCUACGCGAACGCCGACUCGUUGAACGGCAACGAUUCCGACGCUGCCAAGUAUUACUUCUACCUGAUGAACCGGCCCGUGCUGGUGCUGCGAUGCGAGCAGGGCUUCGUCGGGCCCAAGAGCGCGGCCAGUCCCAAGCUCGAGUGCAACAAGGCCGUUUACGAGACGAUACGCGUCGAGCGAUGCGAGCGCGGCUUAGUCAGAUUCAAAGGGCAAAACGGAAAAUAUUGGCACGCGGACAGCGAGGGGGUGACCGUGGACUCGGACGUGCCGUCCGACGGCUUCUACCUGGAACUGCGCGAGCCGUCACGGAUCUGCAUCAAGUGCUCGGACGGCCGGUACCUCACCGCGGGCAAGAACGGCGCGCUGCGUCUGGGCGAGUCGGACUACGACACCGCCACGAAGUGGGAGUUCUAAUGCGGAGGGUGAAACAGUAUAAAUGCAACGGGCAAGAUGUGUAUUCCACCGCCUCCUCAGCUUUGUGGUCGUAACUCGCAGCACCGUAACCCCGGAACAACAACGGCAGUUCGCGCUGGUUCCUGCCGCGUACUUAAUCGAGCAUACCGCGUCGCGUCGAAACGGCAGUUUACAGUAUUCGACGUUCCGCUCCAAUAUACACUUUUCUUUUUCUCUCGGUAAAGCUUCGCGGAUCCGCAGUAUCGAGACUGGCUGGUCCAUCCGCAACCGAUAACGCAAAAGUCCGAGAGACGUCCAAAGGACCGGCUAUUAUAACGGUCUAUUUUAUACGUAACACACAAUUUUAUAUCUUUAUAUAUUUAUAGGUAUAUACGGUUUGCCACGCUGCGAGCUCAAAUUUAUAUCAACAUUUUUCGUAUGCAUCACGUCCAUUCGUAAUUCUACGAUUUAAUCGUAGAAUUGAUGUAACAAUCGUCAUUAUAUAUACAUAUGUCUAUUUAGUUUAUAUUAUUCUGAGAUAUAUAAAAGAAAUAUAUAUGAUAAAAUGUAAUCGGUGAGAGAUCACGCGUCCAGGAAUCACAGAUUUUUCUUUCCGCUCACAGCGUGGUAAUGAGUUUUUGCUAUCGUUAUGGGUACAUUUUUAUAUAUCAGAUUAUUUAGAAGAGUAUAUAGAAAUAACAGUUAAGAAGGCACAAUUGAAAGAGAGGCAGAUCCAAUCCGAUCGAUAUCCAAUCACUACCCUGCCUCCCCCCAUCUCCUCGGUUAGAUCGAUAUCAAUCUCCAGAUUUCAUUACCGAGAUAUAUCUGUUACGAUCAUAUAAGUUAGGAAAAGCUCGUUCAACGAGAUGCACGCGCAGUUUCGCUGUACUACCCCGCUUCACACGUACUAGCCUACCGCGUAUGUUAAGUGAAUGAAAAUAUGCCGUACUAAGGCUUGGUGAUGGAAUGAUUCGCACCACACGGAUUCGUGAGAAAUCCCGUUCGCUUUUUUUCCCCUCUUUUCUCAUGUUCAUUGGGAGCGAUACUUCGACGCGCUUUUUAGCAGUAAGAUAGAUUUCGUCUCGGUCUCCUCGCUCUUCUCGUAAACGACGAGCAAAAUCGACAGGAUCGUUUCACGUGGAUCUGGAAACUCUCUGAUACAUCGAGUAAAAUUAUACGAAAUAUGAGAAUAGACUAUCUCGUGGAAGAGAGUGAGGGAGAAAAAAAUAUUAAGUUACGUCAGUCUCGUGUAAAUAUAAGUUUGCCACUUCAAUAUCAUUACACUAAUUACAGUAAUUGUAGCCAUUUGUACGCCUCGCGCCGCUUAAUUAAAAAAAAAGGCGAAACAAACAUUUACGAAUGCGAAGCGGGCGGGAAUAUAUGUUCGUUGAAUAUUUUACCACUUUGGACAAGAUGUUGCUCAGAUGUUACACGUCUCGAUUCACUGACGAGGACACACGUAUUACUCACUUAAACACACAUUACGUAAGCGGCGAUCUCUCUCUUUUUACUACUUUUUCACGGUAGAGCCGUAUUAAGAACAAUGGAUGUAAUAAAUUAAAGGAUGUAAUAAGACAAUUUUUUUAUUGGUCAG